GCCGGGAGGAGAGGAAGACCUGCCGGGGUGCGCUCAGACACUUUCCGACGCUGGGACCGUGGCUGCCAGGUGCCGGGCAGUGAGGACGCACACCCGACGGGGCGGCUGGGCGAGGAGGUGCCCGGUGCCUCCGGCUCUCCCCAUGGGGCUCCUCGCGGUGGCCCUCCUGCUGUGUGGGUCCGUGGACGUGGUGACCCUCCUGGUCCCGGAGCUCCCAGGUCCGUCCACCGUGGCACCGACGCCCCGUCUACACCUGAGGUUCAACCCGAGGACGAUGACACUAUCUUGGAACUGCGAAGAAAACUCCACCAGCACCAGGUGCCUGAUGGUCCCCGACCGGAACGGACCGAUCGAAAAGACGCCCAGGAAGAACGAGUGUAGCUGCACCUUCCAGGCCCGUCCUCUGCACGGAGGCGCCACGUUCCAGGUCCAGAUUGAAACCAGUCACAGGUGGUUCCAAGAAAGAUUGCUCUACGAGAAUCCAGGAGCGGAGGGCACGGGCGCCGAGAACUUCUCCUGCGUCAUCUACGAGGCCGACUUCAUGAACUGCACCUGGGAGAAGGGCCCCGCGGCCCCCGCCGACAUCCAGUACUUCCUGUACAUCCGGGACACGAAGGGCAGGAAGGAAAGGGAAUGUCCCCAUUACAUGCGUGCCUCGGGCACACACGUGGGCUGUCACCUGGAUGACCUGUCCGCCAUCCCCUUCUGGAACUACUUCCUGGUGAACGGGAGCAGCCGGGGGCCCGCGAUCCGGUUCUUCGACUCCGUGCUGUCCAUGAAGGACAUGGAGCGGCACAGCCCCCCGGCCAACGUCACCGUCCACUGCAACGCCUCGGACUGCCUCGUCGGCUGGAGGCAGCCCCGGACCAAGCAGAGACUGUCCCCGUGGGAUUUCCAGUACCAGCUGGACAUCCAGCGGCAGAACGUGGAACCCUACAUUCGAAACCCAUUGAUCGACGUGGCCGGCGAUGGGAGAAACCAGUACUGCUUCCCCAGCCCUGAGCCCCGAGCCAAGCACACCGUGAGGGUCAGAGCCGCGGAUGCCCGCGCCCUGCAGUGGAGCGCCUGGAGCCAGCCCGUUGAGUUCGGCGCACGCGCCCCGUGCGAAAAAAAGACAACCUAAAAAAAAUGAAAGAGACUUGGCGUGUUUCCUCCUAACCAAGACAGAGCUGUUUCAGGCAGCCGAAGGACCGGCCCGGCUUCCUUCCUCAUUUCUUGGUAACACGCGUGUUAGCCUGACCCAGCGUGUUGCUCAAAUAGUUCAGUUGUUCCCCGAGUCCUUUCUGAUGUGAAAAAAUAAAUUAAAAAAAGUGGAAUUCAUAUGA
Tupaia belangeri chinensis (Chinese tree shrew) is the source of this 1325-nucleotide messenger RNA. RefSeq names its product colony stimulating factor 2 receptor subunit alpha (gene CSF2RA). The record is from RefSeq and is a predicted model, not a curated record. Bases 143 to 1123 code for a protein of 326 amino acids. Gene Ontology annotation, biological process: cytokine-mediated signaling pathway. Gene Ontology annotation, molecular function: protein binding; cytokine receptor activity. NCBI's taxonomy places the organism in Eukaryota, Metazoa, Chordata, Mammalia, Scandentia, Tupaiidae. Gene Ontology annotation, cellular component: external side of plasma membrane; membrane. The transcript is spliced from 10 exons.